GCAGCAUUCCUCCCAAAGUAAGUGGGAAUGGGUCUCUUUAAAGCAAGUUGAAGGUGUUACUAAGAGAACGGUGUUGUUUUUAGAAAACCCUCAUUUUUUUGCAUUCAGUAAAGAAAAAUCUUUAUGGAAGGUCUGAAUCUUUUACGAGGAAGAGUUAGCAUGAAUAUUGGCUUAUUCUCAUUUCAAAAACGGUUUCUGCAUACUUUGCGGAGACCAUUUGUCUUUCCAAAGCCAUUGAAAGGACCCAAAAUUAAGGAUGUGGUUUCAGAAUACGAAAAACGAUAUCAAAACAAAAUGGACGUAGACGGAAAGCGCUUUCAAAUGUUUCACCGGUCGCAAAAAGAUCGUGUCAGACCUGGAGCUGUCUUGUUAGUGGAAAGCUACUCCAAAUAUCCAAUGAAAGAAAGUAUAAACAGAUUUGCUGGCUACUUAUUACGAGUACGCCAUCGUGGACCGAAAAGCUCCUUUUUGUUAAGAAACAAUGUAAUGGGUGUGGGUGUGGAAGUCUUAUUCCCUGUAUAUUCUCCGCAGAUAAAAAGUAUUACCGUACUGAAAGAGAAUGGUAUCGCCAAACGUCCAAGAAGGGCCUACUUAAGUUAUUUACGCCAACCUCGUUUCCGACUACCACCUGUUGAGCCCCUCGUACGUAAAUUCAUGGAAGGAAAGAAAAAGUAAUAGUCCUUAUCAUUACUAUGGAAUAUCGAUCAGCUAUAUAUAAUUAUCCCCUUUCCUAGUUCCCUUCUUCUUAUUAGGUUCCUCUUUUCAUAACGUGAAUCAUACCUUAACUUGAUUCUUUAGUCAAAGUGUUUCUAUUUUCCUAUUUACAAAACGUAACAUAAAAAUUUUGAUUCUUUAUUUC
This is a messenger RNA of Schizosaccharomyces octosporus yFS286, 859 nucleotides long. RefSeq names its product ribosomal protein subunit L19. Gene Ontology annotation, cellular component: mitochondrial large ribosomal subunit; ribosome. Bases 124 to 675 code for a protein of 183 amino acids. Gene Ontology annotation, molecular function: structural constituent of ribosome. NCBI's taxonomy places the organism in Eukaryota, Fungi, Ascomycota, Schizosaccharomycetes, Schizosaccharomycetales, Schizosaccharomycetaceae. The record is from RefSeq and is a predicted model, not a curated record. The transcript has a single exon. Gene Ontology annotation, biological process: translation.